Molecule: messenger RNA, 1730 nt
Organism: Solanum stenotomum
Lineage: Eukaryota; Viridiplantae; Streptophyta; Magnoliopsida; Solanales; Solanaceae
Product: regulator of nonsense transcripts UPF3
Exons: 12
Coding region: 232-1683 (483 amino acids)
Biological process (GO): nuclear-transcribed mRNA catabolic process, nonsense-mediated decay; positive regulation of translation
Cellular component (GO): cytoplasm; nucleolus
Molecular function (GO): mRNA binding
Source: RefSeq, a predicted model, not a curated record
UCCUGUUUCGUCACUCUCUCUAUAAUUCUUUCUUCUCUCUCUAAAAAUUUCUUCUCUCUCUGGUUUUCUCAUGCAUGAACAACCACCAUGAAAUUGGAAAAAUUAGGGCACAACAAUUGUGAAUUUCGUCAAUCGAUGUUGUGGAACUUUUAAGGGAAGAUGUGAAUUGUGAUUUCCGAUUUUCUUUAUUUUCGUUUUCUUGGUGUGAGAUCAAAGGAAAAAAGUAUUCGCAUGAAGGGCCCGUUAGAUCGAUCAAAAGUAGUGCUGCGGCACUUGCCGCCGACAAUUUCUCAGUCCAUGCUUCUUGACCAAGUUGAUUCCCGAUUCGCUGGUCGAUACAACUGGUUCUGUUUUCUACCCGGCAAGUCCAGCCAGAAGCAUCAAACUUAUUCAAGAGCCUAUAUUGAAUUUAAGAGGCCAGAAGAUGUUAUCGAGUUUGCAGAGUUCUUUGAUGGACACGUUUUUGUAAACGAGAAAGGCACUCAGUUCAAAACUAUUGUUGAGUAUGCUCCUUCACAGCGUGUUCCAAAACACUGGUCCAAGAAGGAUGGCCGUGAAGGAACCAUCUUGAAAGAUCCUGAAUAUCUGGAGUUCCUUGAAUUUAUCUCAAAGCCUAUUGAGAAUCUUCCAAGUGCAGAAAUACAGUUGGAAAGAAAGGAAGCUGAACGCGCUGGUUCUGCAAAGGAUGCUCCUAUAGUUACUCCUUUGAUGGAUUACAUACGUCAGAAAAGAGCCGCCAAGAGUGGAGCUCGGAAAUCUAUAGCUAAUGGGAGACCAACCAGAAGAACGAGUGGCACAUCCGCAGGAAGUCCUAGCUCAAGUGCAUCUAAACGAAGCUCUGAAAAGAGACGGGCUUCCACUACCAUGUAUGUUCUUCGAGAUAGUUCUAAGGCUGGGAGUGGCAAAGACAAAACAUAUAUUCUAGCUCCAAAACGUGAUGAUCAGCAGCGUGCUGAGAAGUCUGGUACCUCUGCUCCUGGAUCUGUGGCUAAUGCAGUUGAAGAGGAAACUGGUGGAGCUGCUGAUGUUGGGAAGAAGAAAAUCCUGCUCUUGAAGGAAAAGGAAAAUCCUAAUAGCCAGCGUCGUGAGGCAAGUGGAAGAAUCAUUAGAAGUAUUCUUCUCAAGGAUGCUCGUCAAAAUCAGGCCCCAUCUGCAUCCCAACAAGAAAAACACAGGGUGGAUAAGGACAAAAAGCCUCCUAGGCCACCAUGUGUCCAGUUGUUUCAGAGAGAAACUAAUGGAGCUAAUGAAGAUAAGGUUCUGGGAGCUGAUUUGCAUAUUGUCCACACUGAGAAACAGGAAAAACGCACUAGGAUCAGGGAUAGGCCUGAUCGUGGUGUUUGGACUCCUCUUCGUCGUUCUGAUAGUUUACAUGCUAGUGAUGAGUCUUUAUCUUCAUCUGCCUCUCAAUCUUCCGAAGUGCCAGAUUUUGUUGAAGGAAGUCAAGGUGAAACCAAACAUGGUCUGCCAAAUGCUCGUGGUGCGGAGUUCAGACCCAUGGGAAGUGGGCGUAAUUCUCAUUCUUCUUUUGACAAUGGUACUUAUAAACAUGGUGGUCGUCGUGGUAUGAGGGACGAUGGAAUUUCAGUAGGGGAAGGAAAACCCUUAAGAAGGGGAGGUCCUUCUAGCUAUGGUACCCAUGAGAAACAAGUGUGGGUCCAAAAGUCAAGUUCUGGUACUUAGUUUUUGUCUCCAACGGUAAGCUUUAAAAUUGGCUGUUCGUUUCUGUC